Molecule: messenger RNA, 916 nt
Organism: Lolium perenne
Lineage: Eukaryota; Viridiplantae; Streptophyta; Magnoliopsida; Poales; Poaceae
Product: membrane protein PM19L
Source: RefSeq, a predicted model, not a curated record
UCCAGUUUUCUGAAAGCGUCAGGUAUUCCACUCUUUACUGCCUCGAUCGUCAGGCCGUCAGAGAGGUCUCAUAUAACCGCGGCGGUCUUCUACCAAAGUACAUUCAGGGAAAGAAAAUGGCCGAUAACCUCAAGCCCGUCGCCCUGUUCCUGCUGCUGCUCAACUUCAGCAUGUACACGAUCAUCGCCAUCAUCGGCGGAUGGGCGGUCAACUUCGCCAUCAACCAGGGCUUCAUCAUAGGCCCCGAGCUGCGCCUCCCGGCUCACUUCCACCCGAUCUUCUUCCCCAUCGGCAACUUCGCCACCGGCUUCUUCGUGGUGUUCGCGCUGCUGGCCGGCGUCGUCGGGGCGGCGUCCUGCAUCGUGGGCUUCACGCACCUCCGGUUCUGGAGCUACCACAGCCAGGAGCCCGCGGCGUCGCUCGGCCUGAUCGCCUGGGCGCUCACCGUCCUCGCCAUGGGGCUGGCUUGUCAGGAGAUCUCUUUUGACCGAAGAAAUGCGAAGCUGGGGACCAUGGAGGCGUUCACCAUCGUCCUCUCGGUGACGCAGCUCUUCUACGUGCUCGCGAUCAAGAGGGGAAGCCACGGGCCCGUCCCGGUUGAACGGCACAACACCCUGGGCCGCUGAUCGGGCUGGAGGUUAUGCACGGAUAGAAAAAUGUGCAAGAAACAGAGGCGCCGGAGAAUGUACGUGUACUUGUCGUGGUCUUGCUUUUCGUUUGGUGAGAUGAUUGUUUGAGUGGGAUCGAGGAAAAUUGAGGGCUUGCGUUUCCGUUCAUCUGCACGUUUCUGCUUUCAUUUGGCCUUCGGGUUUAUUGAUUGAUGGUGAAUUCAAGCAUCUGGAAAGGUCACAUGUGCUCUCUAUUUCUAUGCUGACUGAGAUCAGAAGCAAAUAAUAUAACUUUCACUUUCUCUUUU